AUGUCCAUUUGUGGUGUUGCCAUGGCGCAGCAGGUCAGCAGUCCACCCAUGCUGAGACCCUUCUUCCUGAAGACCCCCAGCAGCAUGGAGAGCCCUCGCAGGCAGCGGCGGCACACACUGCCUGCCAGUGAGUUCCGCAACCUCACUCCACAGGAUGCCAUCAGCGUGUUCGAGAUUGAGAGGGAAGCCUUUGUGUCUGUGUCAGGCGAGUGUCCUUUGACCCUUGACGAGGUGCUCAGCUUCCUUGGCCAGUGCCCGGAGCUAUCACUGGGCUGGUUUGAAGAAGGCCAACUGGUGGCCUUCAUCAUCGGAUCAGGAUGGAACAAGGAGAGACUGGCUCAGGAAGCCAUGACCACGCACGUUGCAGAUACGCCCACGGUGCACAUACAUGUGCUUUCAGUGCACCGCCACUGCCGGCAGCAGGGUAAGGGUUCGAUCCUGCUGUGGCGCUAUCUGCAGUAUCUGCGCUGCCUGCCGGGUUUGCGCCGUGCCCUGCUCGUCUGUGAGGAGUUCCUGGUGCCCUUCUACCGCAAGGCUGGCUUCCAGGAGAGGGGGCCGUCCGCCAUCACUGUGGCGGCCCUUAGCUUUGUAGAGAUGGAGUGCCAACUGAGGGGUGCGGCAUACGCGCGGCGCAACAGUGGCUGUUAG
Messenger RNA from Scleropages formosus (Asian bonytongue), 648 nucleotides. It is a transcript of the gene aanat2, whose product is annotated as arylalkylamine N-acetyltransferase 2. Gene Ontology annotation, molecular function: aralkylamine N-acetyltransferase activity. The transcript is spliced from 4 exons. The coding region runs from base 1 to 648 and encodes 215 amino acids. Gene Ontology annotation, cellular component: cytoplasm. NCBI's taxonomy places the organism in Eukaryota, Metazoa, Chordata, Actinopteri, Osteoglossiformes, Osteoglossidae. The record is from RefSeq and is a predicted model, not a curated record. Gene Ontology annotation, biological process: response to light stimulus; circadian rhythm.